Molecule: messenger RNA, 1378 nt
Organism: Myotis brandtii (Brandt's bat)
Lineage: Eukaryota; Metazoa; Chordata; Mammalia; Chiroptera; Vespertilionidae
Gene: FAM241B
Product: chromosome unknown open reading frame, human C10orf35
Exons: 3
Coding region: 576-1046 (156 amino acids)
Cellular component (GO): intracellular membrane-bounded organelle
Source: RefSeq, a predicted model, not a curated record
CCUGCCCCGGGAGCACCCCUUCCCCCAUCAGGGUCAGGUGCACCGAGGGCGGGCGGCGCCCACAGCCCACGCAGGGGGUCGGAUGACCAAGCACAGGGGACUUCGGGGACUGGGACCCACUUGGCCUUCUGCAGGGCCAGGCCGCGGGCAAGAGACGGGCGCUACUAACCCUUUUUGGCUUGGGUGUCACGAGUGCUUUUGGGAAUUUAAAUGAAAACUGUGGCUCGGCUCCUUGGAGGGGGUUGGGGGGGAGCGAAUGGCCUUUAUACAGACUCGGAAGAGACAUGGAAGGAUCCCCACCCCCACUUCCAGCCGAAGGGACACCCUUGGGGUCUGCGGAAUGGGGCUCUCCCAUUUUCACAGAGGCACCCCCCACCCCAUUUUCGGGAAGGCGGGCCCUGCCCUCCAGUUAGCAAAGGAGGGACUGGGACAGGUGAGGGGCGUGCCCUCUGCAGGUCUGUUCCUCCGCCCAGCUCCGGGGCUGUGGCCACCAGUGCCCUCUGCUGCCAGGCAGAGGAGCUAGAGAGGCCCUGCCAUGAGCCCGAUCUCCUGGGGAGGAGAGCUCAGGUCUCGGCAUGCACCUCCUAAGGAACAGCACAGUGGAGCAGUAUUUGAACAGAAGGAGCCUUUUGAGGUCCGAGGAGAGGUGCCACCCCGCAGGGACCCGCACUCCUGGGAGGAUGGUGCGGAUCUUGGCCAAUGGGGACAUCGUGCAGGAUGACGACCCCCGCGUGAGGACCACUGCCCCCCCACGCAACAGCACCCCUCGACAGAGCUUCCUCAACAGGGGCCAUGGUGCCCCCCUGGGGGGUCCCGGCCUCCGGCAGCAGCAGCAGGGGGGAGCCAGGCUGGGCGCUGCUCAGUCCCCCUUCAAUGACCUCAACCGGCAGCUGGUGAACAUGGGCUUCCCCCAGUGGCAUCUCGGCAACCACGCCGUGGAGCCGGUGACCUCCAUCCUGCUGCUCUUCCUGCUCAUGAUGCUCGGCGUGCGCGGCCUCCUGCUGGUGGGCCUCGUCUACCUGGUGUCCCACCUGAGUCAGCGGUGACCUCUGCUGGGGGCAGGCGUGGGGAGAGGGAGUUGCCAGGCCUCGGUGUGAGAACAGGCACACGAGGAGGGGAACCUGGCGGUGCCUUGAAGGUGUGCUCGGAGAAUGCUGUUUCCACGCGGUGUUAGCAUGAUGCCGAGGGAACCUCUAGUUCAGCAGUCCCAGCGUAUCGGUGGAUACCCUCACUCCCCUGCGAUGUUUUCGGUAGUAUCGGGCCUGCAUUAAGCACAAAGAGCAAGAACAGGAUGCCCUUCCCAUUGUCUUCAAUCCUCUUAUGCCAAGGAGACAGCCCCAGCUUGGUGCCAACAUGUUCUCCAUGCCUCUGACCCCGU